This is a messenger RNA of Calidris pugnax (ruff), 363 nucleotides long. RefSeq names its product feather keratin 4-like. Gene Ontology annotation, molecular function: structural constituent of cytoskeleton. NCBI's taxonomy places the organism in Eukaryota, Metazoa, Chordata, Aves, Charadriiformes, Scolopacidae. Gene Ontology annotation, cellular component: intermediate filament. The record is from RefSeq and is a predicted model, not a curated record. The transcript has a single exon. The coding region runs from base 1 to 363 and encodes 120 amino acids.
AUGAGUUCCUACAGACAGGUCUGCAACUACGGCAGCUACUCACCUUGUGAAGUGAGCUGCCCCCAGCCCUACGCCAGCGCCUGCAGCCAGCCCUGCGUCGCAUCCUGUGGGGACUCCCGUGCCGUGGUCUACCCACCACCCGUGGCCAUUGUCUUCCCAGGCCCCAUCCUCAGCUCCUGCCCUCAGGAGAGCAUCGUUGGCAGCUCAGCCCCACUGGGGAUUGGCAGCUCCUUUGGCUAUGGAGGCUCCUUGGAAGGCCAGAGCUCCUUCGGGUCUGGUGCCUCCCAGGGUGGCAGGUUCUCCUACCCCUGCUAUUCCCGCAAGUACACCACUUACAGUCGUGGGAGCUGUGGGCCCUGUUAA